This is a messenger RNA of Harpia harpyja (harpy eagle), 7219 nucleotides long. RefSeq names its product regulatory associated protein of MTOR complex 1 (gene RPTOR). The record is from RefSeq and is a predicted model, not a curated record. Bases 552 to 4676 code for a protein of 1374 amino acids. Gene Ontology annotation, biological process: cellular response to amino acid stimulus; positive regulation of protein serine/threonine kinase activity; cellular response to starvation. NCBI's taxonomy places the organism in Eukaryota, Metazoa, Chordata, Aves, Accipitriformes, Accipitridae. Gene Ontology annotation, cellular component: cytoplasm; TORC1 complex. The transcript is spliced from 36 exons. Gene Ontology annotation, molecular function: protein-macromolecule adaptor activity; protein binding.
GUGGGCCGGGGGAAAGAUGGCCGCCUCCUUGAUGUGGUGGUGAGAGAAGUCGGGCUCUUCGGCGCCGCAGGACGAGUCUCCCCUUCUCUUCCCGCCUCCCGCCCGCUCCCGUUCCGCAGCUCGCCGAUCCUCUCUCGGCCCGCCGGUGUGCGAAGGAGCUGGGAGCCGCGAUGGGCCGGGCGCGGCUCCCGCCGCAGAGAGUGCAGGGCCCGCAGGGCUAGAGGCGCCAGUGGAGGCCCGGGGCCCGGUCCCCGCCGGCACCUCGGCCCCUCCGCCGGGCCGGGAGACGCCGCCUUCCUCGGAGCCCGGACGGGGCUGCUGUCCGCGGGUGGAGGAGGAGGAGGAGGAGAGUCUCCAGGUGGAAGGCGCUGCUUCCUCCGGGCUCGUCCUUACCUGCACACCUGGGAGAGGAGCCUCCCUCUGCCCUUGCCCCGUCCUCCCCACCCGCCAGCCCGCCUCCGCGCCUCCACUUGCCGGAGGGAUUCCCUCGGCCCCCGCUGCGUGCUGGGCUGGAGAUUGCUGCUCACUUGUUGCCUGGCACUUCUCCUCUGAUGGAGUCUGAGAUGCUGCAGUCGCCUCUUCUGGGGCUUGGGGAGGAGGAUGAGUCUGACCUGACUGACUGGAACUUGCCUCUGGCCUUUAUGAAGAAGAGGCAUUGCGAGAAGAUCGAAGGCUCCAAGUCUUUGGCUCAGAGCUGGAGGAUGAAGGACCGGAUGAAGACUGUUAGUGUUGCCUUAGUUUUGUGCCUAAAUGUCGGUGUGGACCCUCCUGAUGUAGUGAAAACUACUCCCUGUGCCCGUCUGGAGUGUUGGAUCGAUCCUCUGUCAAUGGGUCCUCAAAAAGCUCUGGAAACCAUUGGUGCAAAUUUACAGAAGCAGUAUGAAAACUGGCAGCCAAGAGCCAGGUACAAGCAGAGUCUUGAUCCUACGGUGGAUGAAGUUAAGAAACUGUGUACAUCUCUGCGUCGAAACGCCAAGGAAGAGCGGGUACUUUUCCACUACAAUGGACAUGGUGUCCCCAGGCCAACAGUAAAUGGGGAGAUCUGGGUCUUCAAUAAGAACUACACUCAGUAUAUUCCUCUCUCCAUAUACGACCUGCAGACUUGGAUGGGCAGUCCUUCCAUUUUCGUCUAUGAUUGCUCUAAUGCUGGCCUUAUUGUCAAGUCAUUCAAACAAUUUGCACUACAGAGGGAGCAAGAGUUGGAGGUGGCUGCAAUUAACCCAAACCAUCCACUUGCUCAAAUGCCUUUGCCGCCAUCGAUGAAGAACUGCAUACAGCUGGCAGCAUGUGAAGCCAAUGAAUUGCUACCCAUGAUCCCUGAUCUGCCAGCUGACCUUUUCACAUCCUGCCUUACUACGCCGAUCAAAAUUGCUCUGAGAUGGUUCUGUAUGCAGAAGAGUGUCAGACUGGUGCCGGGAGUCACGCUGGAUUUAAUAGAGAAGAUUCCUGGAAGACUGAAUGACAGGAGAACUCCCCUGGGAGAGCUGAAUUGGAUCUUCACCGCUAUCACAGACACCAUUGCAUGGAAUGUCUUGCCUAGAGAUCUUUUCCAGAAGCUCUUCAGGCAAGACCUGCUUGUGGCCAGUUUAUUUCGUAACUUUCUCUUGGCAGAAAGAAUUAUGAGAUCUUACAACUGUACCCCUGUCAGCAGCCCUCGUCUACCUCCAACAUACAUGCAUGCGAUGUGGCAAGCGUGGGACCUUGCAGUUGAUAUUUGCCUUUCCCAGUUACCUACAAUUAUAGAGGAAGGAACUGCUUUUAGGCACAGUCCCUUCUUUGCAGAGCAGCUGACUGCUUUCCAGGUGUGGCUGACCAUGGGUGUGGAGAACCGCAAUCCCCCGGAGCAGCUCCCCAUCGUCCUGCAGGUGCUGCUGAGCCAGGUACAUCGGCUGCGGGCUCUUGAUUUGCUGGGAAGAUUUUUGGACCUGGGUCCCUGGGCAGUUAGCUUGGCCCUGUCUGUUGGCAUUUUUCCGUAUGUGCUGAAGCUACUUCAAAGUUCAGCUCGUGAGCUGAGACCACUCCUUGUCUUCAUCUGGGCCAAAAUUCUGGCAGUGGACAGUUCAUGCCAAGCUGACCUUGUGAAGGACAACGGUCACAAGUAUUUCCUUUCAGUUCUGGCAGAUCCUUAUAUGCCAGCUGAACACAGGACAAUGACGGCUUUUAUCCUGGCUGUAAUUGUUAACAACUACAACACUGGACAGGAAGCUUGCCUUCAAGGAAACCUGAUUGCUAUUUGCCUGGAGCAGUUAAAUGAUCCGCAUCCUCUUCUGCGUCAGUGGGUGGCCAUUUGUUUAGGACGUAUUUGGCAGAACUUUGACUCAGCCAGGUGGUGUGGUGUGAGAGACAGCGCUCAUGAAAAGCUCUACAGUCUCCUCUCGGAUCCAAUCCCAGAGGUUCGCUGUGCUGCAGUCUUUGCACUGGGAACAUUUGUGGGCAACUCAGCUGAACGGACCGAUCACUCCACCACCAUCGAUCACAAUGUAGCUAUGAUGUUGGCCCAGCUCAUCAACGAUGGGAGCCCCAUGGUUAGAAAGGAGCUGGUGGUGGCUUUAAGUCACCUGGUGGUUCAGUAUGAGAGCAACUUCUGCACCGUCGCCUUGCAGUUCAUGGAAGAAGAGAAGAACUACCCUCUCCCUUCUCCAGCUGCCACAGAGGGUGGGAGUUUGACACCAGUGCGAGAUGGUCCAUGUACACCGAGGCUGCGGUCUGUCAGCUCUUAUGGGAACAUCCGAGCGGUUACCACAGCUAGGAACCUGAACAAGUCCUUGCAGAACCUCAGCCUGAAUGAAGAAUCUGGAAGCUCUGUUGCAUUUUCUCCUGGGAAUCUCAGCACCAGCAGCAGUGCCAGCAGCACCUUGGGCAGCCCUGAGAAUGAAGAGUAUAUCCUGUCGUUUGAGACUAUUGACAAGAUGAGACGAGUCAGCUCUUACUCUUCUCUGAAUUCACUAAUAGGUGUGAGUUUCAACAGUGUUUAUACCCAAAUUUGGAGAGUACUCCUUCACCUAGCUGCUGACCCCUAUCCUGAUGUCUCCGACUUGGCUAUGAAAGUUCUCAACAGUAUUGCCUACAAGAUUAUGCAAGUGGGACUGGCCUGCAGACUGAAGCCACAACGGCUCUCCAAUCCAGGUGAACUAGUACAUGCAACAGUAAAUGCUCGCCCCCAGCGCAUCCUCGACACCUCCUCGCUGACUCAGUCUGCCCCCGCCAGCCCCACCAACAAGGGCAUGCACAUCCACCAAGUGGGAGGGUCACCUCCAACCACUAGUACAAGCAGCUCCAGCCUGACAAAUGAUGUGACAAAACAGCCAGUCAGUCGGGACAUCACAUCUGUAAGACCUGCCAAUGUCGGCAACAUGGGGGUUCAGUAUACUCCCCACUCCCACCAAUUCCCCAGGACAAGAAAAAUGUUUGACAAAGGGCCAGAACAGACUACUGACGAUGCUGAUGAUACCGUUGGACACAAAAGUUUCAUUUCGGCUACAGUGCAGACGGGGUUUUGUGACUGGAGUGCGAAGUAUUUUGCUCAGCCAGUCAUGAAGAUCCCAGAAGAGCAUGACUUGGAGAGCCAGAUUCGCAAGGAGAGAGAGUGGCGGUUUCUGCGCAAUGCUCGUGUCAGGAAGCAAGCCCAGAAGAUCAUCCAGAAGGGUAUUUCCCGGCUGGAUGAUCAGAUCUUCCUCAACAGGAACCCGGGCGUCCCCUCCGUGGUGAAGUUCCACCCGUUCACGCCCUGCAUUGCCGUAGCCGACAAAGACAGCAUCUGUUUUUGGGACUGGGAGAAAGGGGAAAAGCUGGACUAUUUCCACAACGGGAACCCUCGAUACACCAGGAUCACAGCAAUGGAGUACCUGAAUGGACAGGACUGCUCCUUGCUACUGACUGCCACAGAUGAUGGUGCCAUCAGAGUAUGGAAGAACUUUGCAGACCUGGAAAAGAACCCAGAGAUGGUCACUGCCUGGCAGGGGCUGUCAGACAUGCUGCCAACUACACGAGGUCUGGCCCGAAGGGUUUCAAUCUAUCUUGACAGAAGUAAACAGGGAGGAGCAGGAAUGGUAGUCGACUGGGAACAAGAAACCGGGCUCCUGAUGACAUCGGGAGAUGUGAGGAUAAUCCGGAUCUGGGACACAGAUCGGGAAAUGAAAGUACAGGAUAUCCCCACUGGAGCUGACAGCUGUGUGACCAGCCUCUCGUGUGAUUCUCAUCGUUCAUUAAUUGUGGCGGGGCUGGGUGACGGCUCCAUCCGCGUGUUUGACAGGAGGAUGGCUCUGAGUGAAUGCCGUGUCAUGACCUACCGAGAGCACACAGCCUGGGUGGUGAAAGCGUACUUGCAGAAACAUCCAGAAGGCAACAUCAUGAGUGUCAGUGUAAAUGGAGAUGUGCGGUUCUUUGACCCCCGGAUGCCAGAGUCCAUGAAGGUCCUUCAGAUAGUCAAAGGGCUGACGGCCCUUGACAUUCACCCCCAAGCCAACCUCUUUGCAUGUGGCUCAAUGAAUCAGUUCACUGCAAUCUACAACGGAAACGGGGAGCUGAUCAACAAUAUCAAAUACUACGAUGGUUUUAUGGGACAAAGAGUUGGAGCCAUCAGCUGUCUGGCUUUCCAUCCUCACUGGCCUCAUCUGGCAGUCGGAAGCAAUGACUACUACAUCUCGGUGUACUCAGUGGAGAAGCGGAUCAGAUAACGGCUCGUGGCAGCGGCACUGGAGAAGGGAGUCCCAGCGGGCAGGGCCAUGUCUCACCCAUAAUGUACAUAGUGAAAUUAUCGACUUGAAUGUUUAGUGUUGGCUGCUGCUGCAACCCAUAACUUGAACAUUUUUUUUUUCCUGACUUAGCUACUGAUGAUUUUGACGAGGGGAAAAGAGACAAUCUCCUUUUUUGUUUUGGGUUUUUUGGUUUUGUUUUGGUUUUUUUCCCAGCUAUAUCCUGUAAAAGCUACAGAAGAGGAACAUUUUAUUUUUGUUUCCAGUGGUUGGCUUCUCCGUUAGAAACACGGCUCCUGAGCUUGGAAGGACUGGAUGAGGCAAUACCCUUGAAAAGGGCUUUCUGUUUUAGUCUUUGUUUCUUUGUUUUGCUGGAGCGUAGGUUGCUUUAAGGACUGAAGUCAGGACUCACCUACAGCUCUGUGCGUUCAACCGGACCGUGGGACCCCUCCAGCUGCUGCCUACCCUGUGCCAAACAGUAAUUCCUCCGACACGGCAGCGAGACCCGAGCUGUCUGUCUGCAGAACAGUGUAUGUGCUCCUGCACUGCCUGAGUGUGGGCAAGGGAAGCAGGAAAGUGUCUCCUCUGCACGAACCUUGUCCUCUCUGCUGCAUCCUCUCCGGUGGAAGCAAAGACAGAAGGCAGCUUGGUGGCAAGAGGAGGCAGGGGUCCUAAGGAAAGGGGCUUGAGGAGAUGACAGGAGCAGGGCAGGAUGCCACCGUACCGUAAGGUUGCACAUACAAGAAGAGGAAAGAAAGAGAACAAACGUCUCUAACGUCCCAACAAGCCUGGAGCAAGUCACUCACAUAACCACUUUCCACCCAAGCACACGGUGCUGGUGGGGAGGUCUGGGGUAUCUCGGUCACUGUUACUUCUGCAGUCACUGUCCUUCUGCCCACAGCGAACUCCGCAAACAUGUUUGAUAGCCUGGGAGCUCUGCCCAGCCGGCAAGGGAGGCUCCAGGUUCAAGCCACGGGCUUUCAUUUGCUCUGAUGUGCUAAUAUUCAGCAAGGUGAUGGUCAGGAGAAUUUGCACACUUGCUGCUGUGUGUAUGCAGCUGCACACCUUUGUGUGGAUGUGGCUGUGGCUUGUCUGUCUGUCCCUGCAGAACUGGGCAUGUAACCACGCAUGGUCUGAGCACAAGAGAAUCACUAAAGAGGGGGAAGACGGCAGGUGAUCCUGCUUUGAGCAAAACAGCAUUGUCCCAGCCAUCUAGGGGAAAGCCUGCUCCAUCUUCCGCACCUUCCGUGUCUGAAUAAUGAAUGUUUCUGUCCCUUGAAAUCCAUAAUGGGUCUGGGGAUGGAUGUGGGGAAGGGGGUAGGCAAAGCAAAAGGGGCAGGUUUCUUUCAAGCACUGCCAAGGUGCGAUUUAGCUGGCCAAGAACAGAACUUGCACUGUGCAAAAAUCACUGCGGCGACAAAGGUUGACCUGCUAAGUCCAGAAGUCCCCAGUUUUUCUUCCAGUCGGUAUCACGGGGCCUGCAGGCUCCCAGCAAACUCUGCCAGCGAUGAGGCUGACAGUGAAAGAAAUACUAAUGAGGGAAGGGGUGAGAAACGCUCUCUCCCUAUGCAGAUGGCAGCUUCACCUCUGCCAUGGCACCUACAUAGUGCGUCUGACCUGUCACUGCUCCUUAUACACCAGAUAAUCUUGUUUCCUAUAUGUGUUGAGGCAGCUGGGCCGUGCAGGGGUCGUGGGGAUGGCCCAGUGGCUGUCCCAGGCUCGAUGCAGGGAAGCCAAAUGCAAAGUGCCGUACGCACGUCUGGAUGCUGGCUUUGGUGAGGGUCCUUGAGCCGUGGAGGUGGAGCAGAUGCCGAAGGCUGGGCGCUGUGUCCUUACCCUAAGCACCGUCACUGUCCCCCCUGUAGCAGGGAGGCCGAGGGCCACUUCACAAGGAUGAUGAAUCAAAGGCUUUAAACUUAAGAAAAACUACCUAAAAGUCCACUUUUAAGUUACCAAAAGUUAAUUAUGGUCUAACAGAGCUGUGCCUCUUCCCGACCCACUCCCGUGCCGCUCCGGUGUCGGGUCCCAGCGGUACACACACCCUCCGUCCCUGCCCAUGCCAGCGAGGGCCCGGCAAGCAUGGAGCCAGAGUUUGGGAUCUACACAUAACCGAUUAACAUACACAGCUUAAAAAACAAUAGAUUUUUAACUUAUAUCAGUGUAUUCAUUAAAGGAACAAGAAAUACCUGGCAAAAUGCAAAGGUGCGUGGUGGGAAGCUGCUGCUCCUUGCCAGUGCUCCCCGGUGCCAGCCAGCCCCUGCGGCCAGGAGGUGGGUUUUUAACUAACUCGGCCUGUUUAGCUUUCAUCUAAGCGUGUGCGUGUGUGGGCUGUAUUUUCACAGGUCUGAUGCAGAGAUUCAAUCAUGAAGUUUAACCAAGGAUCUGGAGAGCAUCCUACCUAAAAGUUCACUUAUCUCUAUUUAUUUUACAAAAAUAAAAAAAUAUAAAAAAACCACACGAUUGUAAUGUGAGAGUAAAACAAUUACAAACAAAUAAAUGGUUAAUAAAAAAUAAAUGCAGAAACA